CUUUGGAAGUCUGGAACAUUUACAGAUAAUCUCUUCAAUAUCACGUUUGACAAGGGUCAUUGUAUUAGUGAAUGGGGCAAAGAUUUUCGACCGCUGUAUAGUGAGCUGGGGAAUCUUCGAUGGUACCUUCCAGCUCACGUUCGAUUUCACACCGUGUCUGCAACCAUGCCACCGCACAUCCUCCUAGACGUCCAAUCGAAACUUCGCAUUCGGUCAUAUAACCUUGCUAAAGUUGUCCGGUCAAACAACCGUCCAAAUAUUCAU
This is a messenger RNA of Suillus subalutaceus, 264 nucleotides long. RefSeq lists its product as uncharacterized. The annotation marks the transcript as partial. The record is from RefSeq and is a predicted model, not a curated record. Gene Ontology annotation, cellular component: cytoplasm; chromosome. NCBI's taxonomy places the organism in Eukaryota, Fungi, Basidiomycota, Agaricomycetes, Boletales, Suillaceae. The transcript has a single exon. Gene Ontology annotation, molecular function: 3'-5' DNA helicase activity; four-way junction helicase activity. Gene Ontology annotation, biological process: double-strand break repair via homologous recombination.